GAGAGAGAGAAAGGCUUUCUUCAUUUCUGGGCCCGUCCCUCCCUUCUUCCGCUUCAAACGAAAAAAAAAAAAAAAGUGACCACGAUCUACAAUCACCUGCGGUAUAUAAAACUUGACACCAGGAACAUUAUAAUAUUAGUUCUUCGAAAAGUCUCAAAUUCGAUUGUUCUCCACUACCGAAUCUUCAAUUUUCCCGCAAAAAUGCUCAGGUUUGUCGUACUGAGUGCUAUCGCCAGCCUGGGUUCCUGUAGACCCGGUAUUGUAGAAACCUCGUUCGGGCAUGAGGACAACAGCGGAGACCACGGACUCAGUUUGGCGAGUAUCGCGCUCUCGGGGGCGAGUCACGGCUUAGGCGAGUCCAGUUUCGGCACCGGGGGCGAAACUCUCGAUUUAGGGGGCGGCGGUGGCGGUUGGGCCCACGGGGGCGGCGGUGGAGGCGGUAACUCCGGCGGUGGAGAUUUCCAUCACGGGGUCAGUAUCGUGGGCGGGGGCGGCGGUCAGGGACAAACCAUCGAUCUGACCAACCAGGGAGACGGACACCAUGGACCUUUCGGGGGUAGUUUCGUCGCUUCUAGUAAAUAUUCGGCCGGCGGACACGGUGGCGGCGGAUCAGACGGACAUCAUGGUUAUGGGGUGUCCGAGGGGGGAGGAUUCGAAGGGCAUUACAGUGAUGUUUUAGGUGCCGGUGACGAUUCUUCGGGAGGGUACGAGCAUUUAUCGUCUUUGGGUUCGUUCGGACAUUAAAACCAAUGAGGAAUUUGAUUUUUUUGAAUUUAUCAUACGGACGUUGUGUCCUCGACUGUGUUUCUUUGCCCUGUAAAUAUUGUUGUUAUUUAGUUUUAUACAUUGUUGACUGCUUUUUUUUAAAUAAAUUUUUUUUAUAAUA
This is a messenger RNA of Anthonomus grandis grandis, 886 nucleotides long. RefSeq lists its product as uncharacterized. The coding region runs from base 202 to 744 and encodes 180 amino acids. The transcript has 4 exons. The record is from RefSeq and is a predicted model, not a curated record. Lineage: Eukaryota; Metazoa; Arthropoda; Insecta; Coleoptera; Curculionidae.